CUAAUUAAUUUGAUAAUUCAACAAUUGAAUACCAACCACUCUCCAGGUCUUUUUUUAAAUACUAGACUUUGGGUCUAGGAGUGGAGCUUUGUGGUAGAGCUCCCUGUGUAUGAGUCCUAUGUUGGAUCCCUGACACACACCUUCCAGAAAUACUAAGCUUUCAAAGAAAAAGAAAAAAAAAGAUCCACACUUCAGAAGCCGCUGGUUUAUAGAGACACCAAAAGGUAUUACCAGGGCUCUGCUCGUGUCUGGCUUAUGAUGAUGAAGGUGAUGAACCUGGUAGCUUUGUAGAGUCUCUUUGCAGAGACCGACAUGCUGUGUCCCCAAGCCCUGCUAGAUCUUCUGAAGGCAACUUGAUGAAAGCCACCUGCUUCAAGCCUGCAGACAUUAACUCAAGAGUUAUGUGGACCUGGACGGUGUGGAUGCUCCCCCUACUCAGCAAGUUCAUCCUGGCAGAUCUCCCAGCUAAGCCUGAGAAUAUUUCAUGCAUCCUUUAUUAUAGGAAAAACUUAACUUGUAGUUGGAGUGCAGACAGCAGAGCCAAGUAUACAGAGUACCGCGUUAACAGAACUUACUAUGAUGGAAACAACAGCGACAUGUGUGGAAGUAAUUCUAACAGUGAGCAUCGUGCAUCAUGUUCUUAUUAUUCAGGCAUAACACCACCGCUUCCGUACACCCUCCAAGUGGAAGCUAGAAAUGCAGAUGGUAUAAUUCAGUCGGAUCUAUUCCAUGAGGAAUUAGAAACUAUAAUAAAAACAGAAGCACCUGAGAUUUUGAGUGUGAAACCAAUUUUGGGUGUCCGAAGAAUGGUUCAAGUAAAAUGGAAAAGUCCUCCGGCACCUAGAUAUUAUAUUCUAACAUACACACUGCGGCUCAGAACUGUAGAUUCUCGUCACUGGAUGUAUGUCAAUUUUCGAAGACAAGUAUUGACUGAAGCCAUCGAGACAUACAACCUCACAGAGCUGCAGGCUUUUACAAAAUAUGUUGUGAGUCUGCGAUGCAAGGUAGAGGAGUCAAGGUUCUGGAGUGACUGGAGCCAAGAAAAAACUGGAACGACUGAGGAAGAAGCUCCUUAUGGCCUGGAUGUGUGGAGAGUCCUGGGACCAGCCGAGGCAGAUGGAAUAAGAACAGUUCAAGUGUUGUGGAAGAAGGCAAAAGGAGCCCCAGUCCUGGAGAAAAACUUUGGCUAUACCUUAUGGUACUUUCCAGAAAACACUACCCUCAGAAGAACUCAGAACACCACUGAACAGCAGUAUAAACUGACUCUAGAAGGCAAGGCCUACUGGGUGUGUGUGGUUGCUUAUAAUACCCUUGGGAAGUCUCCAGUAGCCAAGCUGAGGAUUCCAGCUGUUGAAGAAAAGGCUUUCCAGUGCAUUAAGUUCGUGCAGGCCCGCCUUACUCAGGGUCAACUGGUGGUGGAAUGGCAGAGCUCCAAGCCGGAGGUGAACAUGUGGGUGCUUGAAUGGUUUAAGGAUGUGGACUCAGAACCCCCCACUUUGUCCUGGGAGUCUGUAUCUCACACCUGGAACUGGACAAUUGAGCAAGAUCAGUUAGAAUCUUUCUGGUGUUAUAACAUCACUGUGUACCCAGUGUUGCAACACCUAGUGGGCGAGCCCUAUUCCAUCCAGGCUUAUGUCAAAGAAGGUGCUCCAUCAGCGAGUCCUGCGACCAAGGCUGAGAACGUUGGUGUGAAGACAGCCACUAUCACAUGGAAAGAGAUCCCCAAGAGUCAGAGAAGAGGUUUCAUCAGAAACUACACCAUAUUUUACCAAGCUGAAGAUGGAAAGGAGUUCUCCAAAACAGUGAACUCCACCAUCCUGCAGUAUGACCUGGAAUCGCUAACACGAAAGACCUCCUACACUGUUUGGAUCAUGGCCAGCACCAGUGUUGGGGGUAUCAAUAGCACCAGCAUAAACUUCAAAACAUUAUCAAUUAGUAUCCAUGAAAUCAUCCUUAUAUCUUUUCUGGUUGGAGGAGGUCUUCUUAUUCUCAUUAUCCUGGUGGUGGCAUAUGGUCUGAGAAAACCCAACAAACUGAAGCUCCUGUGUUGGCCCAGCAUCCCCAACCCUGCUAAAAGCAGUGUAGCCAUAUGGCCAAGCAAUGAUUCCAAGAAUAAGCUAAACCUGAAGGAGUUUGGUGACUCUAUGAGCACAGAGGACGACAAGACUCUAAAAUCAUCUGCUGCCAGUGACCUUAUUGACAAGUUGGUAGUGAACUAUGAGAAUUUUCUGGAAGAGGUUUCCAUAGAGGAAUCUAGAAAGGGCCAGGAAGUUGUUUUGGGAGGGGAAGAGAAUAAAUAUGUGACCUUCCCCAGUGGGCCCACUUGCCAGCUGGAAAAGACUUUUGAGGAGGUCCCUGUUUCCACUGACAGGCCCCCUGGAAAAUCCUCUCUGUGUUCUGUAAUGUCAGAGGAGUCCUACUUAGAAUCUGAGGAGCAGUUUCUGUCUUCUGCUCCAAGUUUAAAUCAAGAUUAUUUCUGUGAGGAAGAUGUGCCAAAUCCGUAUUUGAAAAACUCAGUGACAACCAGAGAAUUUCUCAUGUCUGAAAACUCUCCAGACCAAAGCAAGAGAGACUAAUGCCAGUGUGUCUUGAAUCUCUCCAGCCCUCGCCGUGGGUGGCUCUCACAGAGAAAAGAGGUCAAGUCUUGGCACAGAAGACCUUCCCUGGCUGCCUCCCCAACCAGCUUGCUAGAGUCUUACAUGCCCUUAGGCGACUAGUCCAGUUGCCACAGAUACUUAAAUGCUCGAGAAGAAAAAGGGAGGAUGAUAAGCUUGAGCACUUUGCAGAAGAAAAACCAUUUGUUUUGCUUUGUUCAGGAUAACAAGCUCUCACUGAGGUCUUGGACAGACUGACAUCAGUGGGUCCCUGAGGUGGAUGUUGUUAGGCCUUGCCUAGGAAUUGGGUCACGGUCAAGGUUUUUGCUGGGACUACUCCUCAGUGUUCUGGGAGAGACUUUCCCUGUUGCUGGAAGACAGUGGUUCAGUUGCUAUUAUUUGGUGGGAGAGGCUGUCUCUCUCCCUUUACCUGGGGCUCCCCUGGGCUCCACAUUCUGCCUCUGAGGUAACCCUGACAUCUCACACUUGGGAUGACCUUUCUCCCUCACCGCAAGGGCAGGAAGUAGAGGAAGUGGAGUGACUUUGCUGCUGAUGUUCUUGAGCCCCUUACUACUCAUUAAAUCCCAAGGGUAUGACAAAGGGAUGCAGCGUAAUGGUUAUGCAGAAGACUUGCAUGCCUGAAGCUCUGAAGUCCUGGGUUCAAUCCCCCCUGUAUCACCAUAAUCCAGAGUUGUGCAGUACUCUGGUAAAAAUAAAUAAAUUCCAAGAGUAGACAGGGGUAAGUGAAAAGGUGAAAGUGGGCAAGAAGUGUGAUAUCAAAUGUCUGUAACAAUACCCUCACCACCCCCACGACCACAACUGUAGUCCCUAGUCAACUUUACGGUGACUGCUGGUGAAUCAGGAAUGAGGGAAGACUUAGUAAAGCACUGUGACUGGGUGAUAGACUCUAGGCUGGGUUGUGGGUCCACCCCAGUUCUCCAGGCCAUUGAUAAUUCCCAGAGACCCUUGCUGCUUCUCUGUCGCACACCAAAGCCAGAGAGAGUAGAACAGAAUGCUAUCAAGGACUGCAUUGGCUUAAGUAUAGGGACUCAGCCCCUCAUGUCAGCUCACUGACUGGGAGCCCAGGCAUGUUUACAGAACACACAGUUCAAGGGCUUCUUCCCACUAGCAGCCUAGCAGGACCUGGGGAAAUUCAGUGCCUUUGCUAUUCCAGUACCUUGACUCUUCUGCCUUUGGCCCAGCUGAGCUCAGGGCUUGUGAUGAUUAGUGGAGUCUUUAUCCCGAGUGCUGAGGGCAAGACAGCACUGACACUAGACCUCACAGGACUUCCUGACAUGUGGCUGUGGCUCAUCUGGCCAUUGGAGGAGGCCACUGAGAGCCUGGGGAGAUGAGAAAAACCAGUCGAGGAGUAAGUGGCCAAGCUGCAGA
Messenger RNA from Erinaceus europaeus (western European hedgehog), 3983 nucleotides. RefSeq names its product interleukin 31 receptor A (gene IL31RA). Gene Ontology annotation, cellular component: signaling receptor complex; external side of plasma membrane. The transcript has 16 exons. Gene Ontology annotation, molecular function: cytokine receptor activity; cytokine binding. The record is from RefSeq and is a predicted model, not a curated record. Lineage: Eukaryota; Metazoa; Chordata; Mammalia; Eulipotyphla; Erinaceidae. Bases 357 to 2576 code for a protein of 739 amino acids. Gene Ontology annotation, biological process: cytokine-mediated signaling pathway.